Molecule: messenger RNA, 1024 nt
Organism: Engraulis encrasicolus (European anchovy)
Lineage: Eukaryota; Metazoa; Chordata; Actinopteri; Clupeiformes; Engraulidae
Gene: syngr1a
Product: synaptogyrin 1a
Exons: 4
Coding region: 417-998 (193 amino acids)
Cellular component (GO): neuromuscular junction; synaptic vesicle membrane
Source: RefSeq, a predicted model, not a curated record
CAAGGCGCCCUCUUCUUGAGCGCAACGUGAGCGCGUGAGCUGCGCUCAUUUGGUCAUAUACUUAAAGCGUGCACGUCAAAGACUUGACUAAUGCGCAUACUCACGCUCAUAGGAAUACGUGUUAACUCUUCUACCCUUCACUCUUGAAUUGAGAGUGUCGUGCUAAGCAGCGUGAAACUACGGACAUAGACGGAGAGGUAGCUGAUUCCAUAAUACAACGGUUACUACCGACGCUGCGUCGUGGAGGAGAGAAUUGUUUAGGUGGGCAUUAUAAGCUAACCUUCAUCUCCGCUGCAGCGGUCGAAGUUAUCGUUUAAGUAUCACCAAGGUCAACUUUCUAGCUAGAGGUCCGCUACGGUGCUCAUAAGACACUGGGUGGUGUCGUGGGGGAGAUACACAACCACCGCUGAGGAAGGAUGGAACAGGCGUAUGGCGCGGGCAAGGCUGGCGGUGCCUUCGACCCCUCGACGUUCUUUAUGCAGCCCCAGACUAUCGUCCGGUUAUUAUGUUGGCUCUUCUCCUUAGUAAUAUUCGGCUGCAUCGCCAACGAGGGCUAUGUCAACCGGCCGGACGAGAUCGAGGAGUACUGCAUCUUCAACCGCAACGCCAACGCCUGCAACUUUGGGGUUGGCAUGGGAACGCUGACGUUCCUCUGCAGCGCCGGCUUCCUGGCUCUGGACAUCUACUUCCCCCAGAUCAGCAGCGUCAAGGACCGCAAGAAGGCCGUGCUGGCCGACAUCGGCAUCUCAGCAUUCUGGUCCUUCAUGUGGUUUGUGGGUUUCUGUUUGCUGGCCAACCAAUGGCAAGUGUCUAAGGAGGAGGACAACCCCCUGCGGGAGGGGGCCGACGCCGCGAGGGCAUCUGUCUGCUUCUCCUUCUUCUCCAUCUUCACCUGGGGGGCGCUGGCUCUGCUUGGCCUGGAGAGGCUAAAACGGGUUUCCUUCGAAGAGGAGUACAACAAACUCUUCACCCCACAUACCGCUCCACCGCUAAUUUAAUUACACACAGCCACCCACCCACACAC